This is a messenger RNA of Toxotes jaculatrix (banded archerfish), 2382 nucleotides long. RefSeq names its product cadherin-related family member 5b (gene cdhr5b). Gene Ontology annotation, cellular component: catenin complex; adherens junction; membrane. Lineage: Eukaryota; Metazoa; Chordata; Actinopteri; Toxotidae. Gene Ontology annotation, biological process: cell-cell junction assembly; adherens junction organization; cell morphogenesis. The transcript has 15 exons. Bases 1 to 2382 code for a protein of 793 amino acids. Gene Ontology annotation, molecular function: cadherin binding; calcium ion binding. The record is from RefSeq and is a predicted model, not a curated record.
AUGGACGGGGUUCAUCAGCACUUCGCUAUGAGGAUGUUUUUCCACUUUCUACUUCUGAUCCUGCUUCGAACGUCCACUGAAGCCACGAGCAUCUGUUCUGCUCCACAAUCUGUGCAGUUUCCAGAAAACAACACCGUGGGUGAUGUUGUGGCAACGAUCACUGUCCAACCCAAUGUGACCCUCGAGCUCAGUCCUUCCCCCGACGACAACGACCCAUUCAGGCUCAGUGAAAACCAGCUGAUAGCUCAAAGAGUGUUGGACUAUGAGACUGAGCGAAGUCACAUCGCCAGGAUCACCUGCACUGAGACGGAGACAGGCCUCAAGCUGAACCUCAACAUUGUUGUACUCGUGACCAAUGUGAAUGAUAACCCACCAGUGUUUGACCAGAACCCCUACCACGUCAGCAUCAAUGAGAUGUCUCCUGUGGGAACAACUGUGGGCAACUUUGCUGCCACAGACUUAGAUCAACACAUUCAGCUCUACUACACACUGACAUCUGAAUCUAACGACUUUAAACUGAAGUCAGCUACGGUCCCAGACCUUCUUGUUGACAAGCCUCUCAACUACGACAAAGUCAAAAAUUUUCAACUGGUAUUGUCCGUUCAGGACACACCAUUGACAGCAGGUUACAGCGCCUCGUUCACCGCCACCACCACCAUCCUAAUCACCGUCUUAGACGGGGACAACAGGCCUCCAUGGUUCCAGCCCUGCUCCAAGCACGAGAUUGGUGGGACGGUGAUCUGCCAGAGCGCCGGCUACACAGGCAGGGUCAAUUUAAAUGAACAAGAGACCGGAGUCUUACCCCUGAAACCCGGACCACUUUACGCCAUUGAUGGAGACUCUGGGAUAAAUGAGGAGAUAACAUACUCAUUUCUGAGCGGAAAUGAGGAGGGUCUCUUUGAUAUCAACCCGAACACGGGGAACAUCAGCAUGCUGAGGCCGACUGACGUGUUGGGGACAAUCACUCUGACAGUUCUGGCUGCCCAGAAGAGCAACAUUUACCAGUUUGCCACAACCACCGUCACCAUCAGUGUUCAAGUGAAGAGCCUCCACCCUCCACAGUUUCAGGAGCCUCAGUACGAAGGCGUCAUCACCUCAGUGGGCUCCAUGGCCAUUGACCUAAAGAACAAGGACCAGCCGCUGCGGAUCCUCGCUACAGACGACGACUACAAUGCCACUGGGGGUCUAAAUCCCCACAUCACCUACUCCUUUGAUGGGAACAGUGAUUUCUCCAUCAUUAAUGGCUACUUAUUCAUGACUAAGGAUCUCCCAAACACCAUAUUGUCCCUGAAAGUGAUUGCAGAAGACACGUCCAACAGUGAAACAGCUACAGCUCAAAUUUCAGUAGAGGUGACAACAGGUCUCACCACCACCAGUUUGCCUCUGAGCACUACAGACAUUAUGACCACAACAUCCACAGGGGAGUCCACCACCAACAGCAAGACCACUGGAGAUAUCGUGUCCACCACCGACCCCAGUAUGUCCACUGACAGCAGAGCCUCAACUACCAUCCCGAGCACAUCCAGUGAAAGUAUAAUCUCCACAACAAGCUCCAGUAUGUCCACUGAAGGCAGUGUUUCAACCACUAAUCCCAGUACGGCCAGUGAAGGGAGCAUCUCCACUGCCAGCACACCCUACCCUCCCACUGUGAUCAAACCAUCAGGUGGCUACGGACCGGGGGACAUGGCAGCACUCGGUGCAACCCUGGGUGGCCUCCUGUUGAUCUGUCUGGUGGUCAUCGGGGUGCUCGUCCAUCGCAUGCGGAAGGGGAAAGCAGACUGGAGGAAGAUCUAUGAAGCCAGCCUGUUUCGAAGCUCUCUGGGUCAAGCCCCAGGUGGUCUUAAGGAAGGCAUCCAGUACAGCAACGAGGCCUUCCAGAACGAUGAAGAUGGAGGAAGCAUGGGCUCUGGCGGCCCAGAGGGGGGAAGUGUAAUGGCUGGUAGAGAGUCACAAAAAAUGGUGAAGGACAUCCCACUCAAAGAGGCCAAUGUGAAGUCUUCUGUGCCACUGCACGCUCUCCUGCCUGAUGACACCAGCCUGGCGGGCUCGGACAAGGCCGACAGUGAGAAGGAGGUAAAACCCAUCCUGACCAAGGAGAGGCGCAUGGAGGAGGGAUACAAGGCGGUUUGGUUUAAGGAGGACAUCGACCCCAACGCCAAGGAGGAAGUUGUCAUCAUCCCAGACAACAGAGAGGACAACAGCGAGGAGGAAGAUGAGGAACAGUCAUCCAGCGGCAGGGAGGAAGAAGAAGACAAUAACUCGCCAUUAAAAACCCCUAAGGUCGCCUUUUCUGAUGCAGAUCUGGACAGUGGACUCGGGGUGAAAAUGGAGGAUCCAUCAGAGGACUCAGACGGUGACGAAGCACUGACCUCUGAUCUGUGA